Molecule: messenger RNA, 704 nt
Organism: Drosophila arizonae
Lineage: Eukaryota; Metazoa; Arthropoda; Insecta; Diptera; Drosophilidae
Source: RefSeq, a predicted model, not a curated record
UUUCAGUAGUCGAGCUAUAAAAAGCAUCUUCAGCUCGCGCACAAAUUUUAAUCAGUACGAAAAGCUGCGCCCGUCCACAACGGAAACCGCAAACGAAACGCAUUCAAAAAUUUAUUGAAUACUCGUGUUCAGGCGCAAUAAAAGUGAAACAUCCCAUUAACGCCACUCAAAAUGUCUCAUAAAAAAUCUGUGGUGGUGCUGCUUCUGUUCUUCGGCCUGGCGCUGCACUCGAGUGCGGUGCGAGCGGAUGUGUCGCACCUGGACUACUCCAUCUCCGCCAGCCCCCAGCUGGGCGCCUAUCACUAUCCAGUGCCACGUGCUCCGCAGCGUGCGCAGCAGCAGGUGGCACGCCAGUUUGUGGAGCCAGCGCUGGAGCAUGCGGCAUUCACACAGGUGCUCACCAGUCGGGGCUAUGUUUUCGGUGGUAAUGCAGCCCCUAUUGCUGCACCACUGACAGCGCCGGCCCCUGCACCUGCUCCGGCUCCAGCAGCAGCAACGGGCCGUGCCAUAGCCACCCAUUCGGACAGCAAUUCGCUGAAUCUGAAGCUGCCCGUGCCCUUUGGCCUGAUGCCGUUGAAUGUGGCGAAUUUGCCGCUCCAGGCGGGCGCCUCCUAUGCCACAGUGCCGCACACCACCGGCCUGACCUCCUACGGCACCGCGCAAAUACAAAGGCGCUGAGCACCACCGAGCCACAGCAACAACAA